Danio rerio (zebrafish) is the source of this 1432-nucleotide messenger RNA. It is a transcript of the gene vamp5, whose product is annotated as vesicle-associated membrane protein 5. Lineage: Eukaryota; Metazoa; Chordata; Actinopteri; Cypriniformes; Danionidae. The record is from RefSeq and is marked validated. Gene Ontology annotation, biological process: vesicle-mediated transport. Gene Ontology annotation, cellular component: membrane; endomembrane system.
AUGGGAGGCGCCUCGUGACAGCGCCAGCGCAGAAGAAUAAAACUCUGGAGGAGCUUUUUUUUUGCGCAUGAAGUUUGAAGAUAUCGAGCUUGUACUGUUUUCUCUUAUCAGCUGCUAGUGCUCUUUCCGAUGCAGUAUAUUCGGUGACAGUUUCUGGCGCAUUUAACCCACAGAUUGAUACAAUGCAGAAUGGGAACAGCCGCCUCAGCGAGGCUCAAAAAGAUGUGGAGGAAGUUAAAGGUAUCAUGCUGGAUAACCUAAACAAGGCUGAAGAGCGAUCAGGAAAACUCAAGGAACUGGAGACCAGGGCUGACGACCUACUUGUAAAGGGCAAAGCAUUCUCAAAGACCGCCACAAAGGUGAAACAGAAGAAGCGCUGGGAAAAUAUCAAGUAUAAAGUGGUUAUAGCAGCAGUUGCAGCUGCAGUGCUUCUUGGCAUAAUCUUGGCUGUGGCAUUGAGCUUUAGCAAUGAUGACAAUGGUAAAGACGCAUCCACGACAACAACAACAAAGGCCCCAUGAAAUUACUAGAAGCUAGCAAACAAGAUAAUGAGUCAACACAUUUUUUUAAACUCUAAAGAAAAUAAACGUCCUGAAAAUCCUUCAGGUUCUUUUGUACUAAAGUAUCAUAGAUCACUCAUUGUGAUACAGUGCAAGCUAAAUCUGUGAUGCUAUUUGUGGUGGGUGUCAUACAAACGGUACCAUGGUGUCAUAAUCAUUUCCGCUUUUUCAUUUUCAGUGGCAACAUAUACACAUACUCAUUAUGUGGCAAUAAUGGUAACAUUUUACACAGAUUCUUCUUGGACUAAGCAUAAUUUAACCAUACAUUAGAUAAAUUGGUGCCAUAUGUAGAUCAAAGUGUACCUGGAAAAACAUGUUUUACUGUCAGUGAUCUUCAAAUUUCUUGAUUCUGUUUGUCAGCAGAAAAAAUGUGUGUAAUGGUGUCAGGUUUUGUUAAGUGUGUGGAUUUUUCACUUGUUAGUUACAGAACAAACCCAUGUAUCUGACAUACCCGUUUGACAUCUUGGACUCUUACUGAUGAGCUGAUGAGAAUAAUUGCAUGUAUUUUUAAUGCAUGUAUUUUUGACUUUGGAGAGAUACAAAAUGUGCACUUUUUGGGGUAAUUCAGGAUUUGGUUGGCAUGUGUAUUCUUUGAUUUGUGUUAUUUUUGUGCUAAAACUUCUAUAUAGAUUAAGAAGUGAAUAAUUCUUAAUAUUUUGAUUUUCAGCGCUAUAACAACCAUAGGAGGUUUCCUCCUGUAUUCAGAUUUGUUAGGGGAGUGUGUAAGAGUUUUGUCACUGUUGAAGAUUUGAUUAUCUUUGUCCAUUAUCAAUAUAAAAUGUAUAUGUUUAUAUGAUUAAUAAUUUGCUGCUACAAACAGCACUAUAUUAUUUGCAUGUGUACAUAUAAAUAAACGUCCAUUGUAAAUACUU